Closterium sp. Yama58-4 is the source of this 2700-nucleotide messenger RNA. Lineage: Eukaryota; Viridiplantae; Streptophyta; Zygnematophyceae; Desmidiales; Closteriaceae. The record is from the annotation of a GenBank genome assembly.
AUGGCAUUCCUUCCCGCCUCUCUCCACCGAUCUUCACCAGUCUCCCUCCCGGCGGUGCUUCUCCUCCUGCUGCUGCUGCAUGCAGCAGCCAUUGCUCUUUUCACACGCGGAUUCCUCCUCACGCGCGUGGAGCUAUCAGUCCGAAGCACGCCUUCAGAUCGCACGGCGUGGCGAUCAGGCACUGGAGAAUCCCGGAAACACGCAGGCGAAGCAGAAAGCGCGGAGACCAGAAGAAAAGAAGAUUCAGGAGGGGGAAUUGGGAGAGGCGAAUGCGGUAUUAACCGAGAUGACGGGGAUCGGGAUUCCCAGGGGAACGAGGAUUUUGAGCAAGAUGUGGAGGGGUUGAAUGCAUUGUAUGACAAGGUUGUGAUCGUCGUGAUAGACGCUGCGAGGUUCGACUUCGUCGCCAACACGACGAGCUAUAACCAAGGGCGGCCUGGGUCGUGGAUAGGCCGGUUGAAGGCGGUGGGGGAGAUACUGAAAGCCAUGGGGCAUGGCGCUGCUCUCUUCCGAUUCACUGCUGACCCUCCCACCACCUCGCUGCAGAGGAUUAAGGGGCUCACAACGGGUGGACUGCCCACGUUCAUUGACGUAGGCAGCAGCUUUGGAAGCUACACCGUCACAGAGGACAACUUGCUCUUCCAGGACCACGUGGGGCACACCUUUGCAGUGGACUCGCCUAUCAUGGACACCAAGCUCGACCAGAUGAACCAAAUGAUGCUCGACGUGGUGGCAGCAAUGAAGGCACAGGCGCACAGGGGCGGCAGGCACGAGCGCUCGCUGCUGCUCUUCAUGAGCGACCAUGGGCAGACGCUCACAGGGGACCAUGGGGGGGGCACUCCCGAGGAGGCACAUGCCUUCCUCCUCGCAGUCUCCAUGCAACCAGCACCGCACCCGCUGCCUGCCUUUCUCUCUGCCUGCCCCUCCCCUAUUGAUUUCACUCCAACGCUCUCCGUUCUUGUGGGUGCUCCCAUCCCCUUUGCCAGCGUGGGAAAAGUCAACCCGCGCAUGCUCGCACUCUCCCCUGCCGCCUGGGAACCACUGCAACCCCCAGCGCACACAUGCAAUCACACAGAACAAGACUCAAAGAAGCUCACUGAGGAAGGCGGCACGGCCGACCCAUCUGUGCACUUCCUCUCGCGCCUCUCUUUUGCUCUCAUGAUGAACGCCUGGCAGGUGCAUCGAUAUCUCUCUCGCUACUCCAACGAAGCCCCUUCUCCCUUCCCACACCAACCUUUCUCCCACCUGCAACAACUCUACGCACACGCGCAAUCCACAGCCACCCCUCUUCUCCCCUCCUCUCUCCCUCACUCCUCCUCCUCUCUCAUCGCCUCCAUUAAAGCCCAUCUCGCCUAUCUCGAUGCUGCUGCAGCCCUAGCUAGAUCCCAGUGGACUCAUCAUGGGCAAGUUUGGAUGGUGCUGUGGGCGCUGGUGAUGGUGCUCAUGCACUCUCUCAGUCUCAACUCCAACAGCUUCAUAAUGGCGGAGGGACACGUGGCAGCUUUCCUGCUGGCCACGUCAGCACUGCUUCACCUGAGGCAAUCCCUCGUGGCGGUGUUGCCUGCUACUGCAGGCCUUGUUGCUACUGCAGGCCUUGUUUCUGCUGCAGGCCUUGUUUCUGCUGCAGGCCUUGUUUCUGCUGCAGGCCUUGUUUCUGCUGCAGGCCUUGUUUCUGCUGCAGGCCUUGUUUCUGCUGCAGGCCUUGUUUCUGCUGCAGGCCUUGUUUCUGCUGCAGGCCUUGUUUCUGCUGCAGGCCUUGUUUCUGCUGCAGGCCUUGUUUCUGCUGCAGGCCUUGUUUCUGCUGCAGGCCUUGUUUCUGCUGCAGGCCUUGUUUCUGCUGCAGGCCUUGUUUCUGCUGCAGGCCUUGUUUCUGCUGCAGGCCUUGUUUCUGCUGCAGGCCUUGUUUCUGCUGCAGGCCUUGUUUCUGCUGCAGGCCUUGUUUCUGCUGCAGGCCUUGUUUCUGCUGCAGGCCUUGUUUCUGCUGCAGGCCUUGUUUCUGUUGCUAGUUUUGCCACCACAGCAGCAGCAGCAGCAGCAGCAGCAGCAGCAGCAGCAGCAGCAGCAGCAGCAGCAGCAGCAGGUGCAGCAGCGCAGGAGCAGAAGCUUGGUCGUACACUUAUUCAUUUAAUUGGACUGUUUGGCGUGCCCAUUAUACUCGUCGGUGGUCGGUCCAUCCCCAUAAUUCUGCUGCUCGGCAUCCUCCAAGGGAUGCUUUUUCUCAGCCUGAGUCGCAGCCAUGCUUCAGUCCCAUCAUUCAUCCUGUGCUGUGUUGAGUGGAGCCUGCUGUCCUUCCUCCUCUUCUUUGCCUCAGGCCAUGCGUGCACAUUUGACGGAUUGAGGUACACAGCUGCCUUUACUGGGUUUAAUGACUUCCAGUACCACCGCCAAGGAGGCUUGCUCGCGCUAGACACAUUUGGCUUCUCCCACCUCAUACCAGCCCUUGCCGUACCAUUUUUAGCUUUACUGGCUCAUCCACGGACUCAAGACUCGCUGACACAAAAAUCAAUCAAGGCCUUUUUGUUGUUCCUCUUCCCCCGAGUCAUGGCUACUUUCACGACUACAGCAUUUGUUGCUGGAAUGCGACGGCACCUUAUGGUGUGGUCUUUGUUUGCACCAAAGUAUGUUUUUGAUGCUAUAGGGCUGGUUGUGAUGGAUGUUAUGUUGCUUUUUGUUUCAUCUCUGGUGAUGGCCUUUGUAUAA